CCUGGGCUUACCUGCUUCCUGUUAGCAGAUUGUUGGCUCAGAGAGCAUCUGCCUGCACCCCGUGGCUGCGGCUGAGGAGGUCUCUAGGUUCCCACUUGGCUGAGAGAGAGACACUUGGAUUGGACUUAAUCUUAAACCUCUGGAGUUCAAGACCUUUUAAAAAAGGGCUAAGCAAACAAUCUCUACAUGUAAAAGGCCACUGACUCCUACUUCCUCUGUUUAGAGCAACUGUUGAACCCAGCUGACUGAAUAUUGAAGACUUUAAUACCAAACCCUCCAAGGUCAGAAUGAAUACAGGACGUGAUUCUCAGUCACCAGACUCAGCAAAAGGUUUUAGAAGCGUUCGACCUAACCUACAAGAAAAAAAAUCACCACCUCAGAGCCAGAUAACCGUGAAUGGAAACUCUGGAAUUGCUGUGAGUCCAGUGAGUUAUUAUCAAAGGCCAUUUUCCCCGUCCGCUUACUCGCUCCCAGGUUCAUUCAAUUCCAGCCUUGUCAUGCACCAUGGCCGGUCGCUUGACUCCACAGAGACAUAUCCUCAGCAUGUGCAGUCCCUGGACAGCUCGAUGCCACUGUACAGGUCGUCAGAGGAAGAGAAGAGAGUGACAGUCAUCAAAGCCCCGCAUUACCCAGGGAUCGGGCCUGUGGAUGAAUCUGGAAUCCCCACAGCUAUCAGAACGACAGUUGACAGACCAAAGGACUGGUACAAGACAAUGUUUAAGCAAAUUCACAUGGUGCACAAGCCUGAUGAUGACACAGACAUGUAUAAUACUCCUUAUACCUAUAAUGCAGGCCUGUACAACUCACCCUAUAGUGCUCAGUCGCACCCUGCAGCAAAGACCCAGACCUACAGGCCGCUGUCCAAAAGCCACUCGGACAAUGGCCCAGAUGUCUUCAAGGAUGCCUCCUCCUCACUCCCUCCCCCACACGUACCUCCUCCAGUUCCUCCACUUCGACCCAGAGAUCGGUCUUCAACAGAAAAGCAUGACUGGGAUCCUCCAGACAGAAAAGUGGACACAAGAAAAUUUCGUUCCGAGCCAAGGAGUAUUUUUGAAUAUGAACCUGGGAAGUCAUCAAUUCUGCAGCAUGAAAGACCAGCCUCCUUGUAUCAAUCCUCUGUAGACAGAAGCUUGGAAAGGCCAACUAGCUCUGCAAGUAUGGCCAGUGACUUUCGGAAGAGGAGGAAGAGCGAGCCUGCAGUGGGGCCCCCCAGGGGCCUGGGGGACCCGAGUGCAAACAGGACCAGCCCCAGCCGAGCAGACCUCCCGGGAUCCAGCGCUACCCUGGCCAAGUCUUUCGUUGGGUCUUCCCCUUCUUCCCCCUCACGAGCAAAAGGUGGGGGUGAUAGCAAAACGUGCCCACCCCUUUGCGGUUACUCAGGGCUCACCGGUAACCCCUCUUCUGAGUUAGACUGCUGUAACGCGUACAGACGGCACCUGGACGUCCCUCGGGACUCGCCUAGGGCCAUUUCUUUCAAAAACGGCUGGCAAAUGGCCCGGCAAAAUGCAGAGAUCUGGAGUAGCACAGAAGAAACCGUUUCCCCCAAAAUCAAAUCCCGAAGCUGUGAUGAUCUCCUGAAUGAGGACUGCGACAGCUUCCCCGACCCCAAAAUCAAGUCAGAAAGUAUGGGCUCCCUGUUAUGUGAAGAGGACACCAAGGAGGGCUGCGCCCUAAACUGGGCAUCCCCCUACAUCCAGGAGGGCCGUGGUAAUGGCAGGUCAAGGCUGCGACACAGGUCAGCUCAUGACACCCCGGGGUUCCUAAAAAUGUAUAAGAAAAUGCACCGCAUCAACCGGAAGGAUUUGAUGAACCCGGAGGUGAUCUGCUCCGUGAAGUCGAGGAUCAUGCAGUAUGAAAUGGAGCAACACAAUGAUCUUCUGCAGGGCUGGAGCCAGUUGUCUGCGGAGGAGGUGCCCAGGGACAUGGUACCCACCCGCAUCUCUGAAUUUGAGAAGUUGAUUCAGAAGUCCAAGUCCAUGCCCAAUUUAGGAGAUGAGAUGCUGUCUCCCAUUACCCUGGAACCACAGCAGAAUGGCUUGUAUCCCCAAAGACGAUUUUCCAUUGAGUCUUUGCUGGAAGAAGAGACUCAGAGUAGACACCCUUCUCAGGUACAACGAAGCUACAGGCCUAAAACCCUGGUGCCGAUUCACAUCGAAGUCACCAGCGAGGAGCAGCCGAGAGCUCACGUGGAGUUUUCCGACAGCGACCAAGACGGGGUCGUGUCGGACCACAGCGACUACAUUCACGUAGAGGGCUCGUCCUUCUGCAGCGAGAGCGAUUUUGAUCACUACUCUUUCACAUCCUCUGAAAGUUUUUAUGGGUCCAGCCACCAUCACCACCAUCAUCACCACCAUCACCGGCAUCUUGUGAGCUCCUGCAAAGGCAGGUGCCCAGCGUCCUAUACUCGGUUUACCACGAUGUUGAAACAUGAAAGAGCUAAGCAUGAGAGCCCCGAGGUGCCCCGACGGCGAAACCUGGACCCUGGCCUUUCUAAGCUUGCGUUUUUAGUCAGCCCCGUGCCUUUCCGGAGGAAAAAAAGUUCAACUCCAAAAAAACAGACUGAAAAGGCAAAGUGUAAAACGUCCGUGUUUGAGGCUCUGGACUCUGCCCUGAAAGACAUCUGUGACCAGAUCAAAGCUGAGAAGAGAAGGGGAAGCUUGCCAGACAACAGCAUAUUACAUCGUCUUAUCAGUGAACUGUUGCCAGAAGUUCCUGAAAGGAAUUCAUCCCUUAAAGCUCUGAAAACGAGCCCCAUGCACCAGCCUUUCCACCAACUGCCUCAAGAUGGUGCUAUUCACUGUCCAUUGUACCAGAACGAUUUGGGGAGAAUGCCUCCUAGUGCCUCUUUCCAAGACGUAGACUCCAUCACCAGCUACCACCACCAAGACCAGGAGUGUGGUCUGGGUCUCCAAGGCCACGAAUCCCCAAGAAGUUAUUCAUCAUCCACUUUGACUGACUUGGGGAGAAGUACACCAAGGGAAAGAAGAGGAACUCCAGAAAAAGAGAAAUUGCCUGCAAAAGCUGUUUACGAUUUUAAGGCUCAGACUUCUAAGGAGCUGUCAUUUAAAAAAGGUGAUACCAUCUACAUCCUCAGGAAAAUCGAUCAAAACUGGUAUGAGGGAGAGCAUCACGGGAGAGUGGGCAUAUUCCCAAUCUCAUAUGUAGAGAAACUCCUACCACCUGAAAAAUCACAACCUGCAAGACCACCUCCCCCGGCCCAGCCUGGAGAAAUUGGAGAAGCUAUAGCCAAAUAUAACUUCAAUGCUGACACAAAUGUGGAACUCUCCCUGAGGAAGGGAGAUAGAAUUAUUCUUCUUAAAAGAGUUGAUCAAAACUGGUAUGAAGGUAAAAUUCCAGGAACCAACAGACAAGGCAUCUUCCCUGUUUCCUACGUAGAAGUCGUCAAGAAUGCAACCAAAGGUGCUGAAGAUUACCCUGACCCCCCAAUACCCCACAGCUAUUCUAGUGACAGAAUCCACAGCCUAAGUUCAAAUAAGCCACAGCGUCCUGUAUUUACUCAUGAAAACAUUCAAGGUGGGGGGGAACCGUUUCAGGCUCUGUAUAACUAUAAUCCUAGGAAUGAAGAUGAGCUGGAGCUCAGAGAAAGUGACGUCAUCGAUGUGAUGGAAAAGUGUGAUGACGGAUGGUUUGUGGGAACCUCAAGAAGAACCAAAUUCUUUGGUACUUUUCCUGGAAACUAUGUCAAGAGGCUGUGACUCACUGUCCUCCCUUAUUUAUGCCGCAUUUCAACAACAUCUGCAUAAACUUGCCUGAACUCUCCCACAGGCCCUCCAUUGUCAUGCCUUAGGGUUUCCAAUAGAAGUCACUUGCUGUCACCUUCUCCACCUGCCACCAAACCACCAGCAGAAUAGCUGCCCCCGCCAAACCUCUGCAGCUGAGCCACAGGAAACUGGCAGGCUUGCUUCCCAUCGAAAAUGCAUCUUCCCUCUUCUUGUUCAUAGUUUGGAAAUGUUGAUCUGUGGAAUCAGAAAGAAAAUCAUUGUACUUCAAAAGGUUUAAAUAUCUGAGGCAAGAAAUCAUUUCAAGGAGGCUUUCUGGUCUACCCUGGAAGAGGUUCUCCUCUCAGGCAGAGGGAAGAUUGUUUAUUGCAAAAUGCUGUGGUUUGCAUUUUCACAUUCUUAGCUUGGCAGUGUAUUUUCCUUUCACGAGUUUGCCUAGUGUCCUGGUUUACACGAUAUGACAACUGUACUUCAGCUAGCAUUUGCCUGCACUUAUAUGUUGUAAUAUGCACAGUGAUUACAAAAAUCUAAAGCAAGGGUAGAAAAGUUAAUUUGAAUGAGUGGUUUUUUUUUUUUUUUGAUUGACUGAAUGUGACUUUUCAAGUAGGAGUCUUUUCCUGCAGGGUUGUUUUUGUUUGUUUGUUUGUUUUGUACUUUUUAGAAGUGCAAACCGUAAGUGAAUAAGAGCCUUUGGUAAUAAUCAAGAGACUAUAAGAGGUUUAGCUAGAUGACAAAAACAAUAUUGUGUUGUAAAGGUGCAUUGCUAUUUUAUAUUAAAAUGUAAUAAUCAGCAUCAUGAA
Molecule: messenger RNA, 4540 nt
Organism: Condylura cristata (star-nosed mole)
Lineage: Eukaryota; Metazoa; Chordata; Mammalia; Eulipotyphla; Talpidae
Gene: SORBS2
Product: sorbin and SH3 domain containing 2
Exons: 22
Coding region: 288-3716 (1142 amino acids)
Biological process (GO): Notch signaling pathway
Cellular component (GO): synapse; dendrite; neuronal cell body
Molecular function (GO): protein binding
Source: RefSeq, a predicted model, not a curated record